GUUCAUCUUGUUGCUAGGUGUGGCACAAUCUAUCACCAAUCCCGCCUACAUACAUAAAACUCCUUGAGCAUUUAGCAGCUCACUGUAUUACCUCAAAGAGCACACAAGCAGGAGUUGUAAUUGAAAUUCUGUCGUACUAGUGAAGUAUUACCACACAUUCUUCAAAAUGAUGCUGUCACAACUCCUGGGAAAUAUUGUGUACUUUGGAGGUGAUACUAGUCAGCAUUGUGCAGCAACUGUGAAAGAAUGUCCAAACUUCAAUGCUAACGAAGCCGCUGCUGCACUGGAAAAGGCUAUGAAAGCAAAAGGUGUUGAUGAGCCAGGCAUUAUUCGGGUAUUGGCAAACUGCAGUAAUGCCCAGCGUCAGAAAAUCAAACUUGCUUACCAACAGCUGACAGGGAAGCCUCUUGUCGAUGCCUUAAAGAAAACCCUUUCAGGACAGUUUGAAGAGGUGGUCCUAGCUUUGAUGAUGACUCCUCCCCAGUAUGAUGCCCACUCACUCAGGACUGCCAUGAAGGGUCUUGGCACAGAUGAGGAUUGUCUCAUAGAGAUUCUUGCAUCAAGAGAAAACAACGAGUUAAAAGAAAUUGCAAAAGUUUACAAAGAAGAAUAUAAAAAAGAUUUAGAGAAAGACAUCACAGGAGACACAUCCGGUGAUUUCAAAAAGGCACUUCUUGCUCUUCUUAAGGCCAAUAGAAGUGAAUGCACUCGUGUGGAUGAAGACCUUGCUGACAAUGACGCCAGAUCCUUUUAUGAGGCUGGAGAGAAAAGGAGAGGAACACACGUGGAUACAUACAUUGACAUAUUGACUUCAAGGAGUUACCAACAACUCAAAAAAAUGAAUGAAUGCUACGGUAAAUACAGCAAGAAUGAUGUGGCCAAAGCUGUGGAUUUGGAGCUGAAAGGAGAUAUUGAAGCCUGCUUGAUGGCCAUUAUGAAAGUUGCACAGAAUAAGCCAGCUUUCUUUGCUGAGGAGAUGUUUAAAGCAAUGAAGGGGUCUGGAACAAAUCACAAAAAGCUGAUCCGAUUGCUUGUCUCUCGCUGUGAAUGUGACUUGAAUAACAUCAAGAGAGAGUUUAAGAAUAAGUACGGAAUGACUCUGCACAAGGCCAUUGUGGCUGAAAAACUAAAGGGCGACUACCUAGACAUUCUUCUGACUUUGUGUGGAGGUGAUGAUUAAAUUCAAUUGAUCAGCGGUCCUUUUCCACAGUGGUGAAACUACAGAUUACUGAACUACAGAAGGACCUUUUAUAUUUCUUAUCUUCUCUUUUUGUUUUUCUCAGCUGCUGCUAAUUUGGUAAAGAGCUGUUAGCAGUUGUGUUAUAGGAAAUAUUCUUGUAGAGUUAUCAAUAAAAAGAAUAUGUGUAA
This is a messenger RNA of Protopterus annectens (West African lungfish), 1368 nucleotides long. RefSeq names its product annexin A1-like. The record is from RefSeq and is a predicted model, not a curated record. The coding region runs from base 167 to 1180 and encodes 337 amino acids. NCBI's taxonomy places the organism in Eukaryota, Metazoa, Chordata, Ceratodontiformes, Protopteridae. Gene Ontology annotation, biological process: response to interleukin-1; arachidonate secretion; positive regulation of neutrophil apoptotic process. Gene Ontology annotation, cellular component: plasma membrane; cytoplasm. The transcript has 13 exons. Gene Ontology annotation, molecular function: calcium ion binding; calcium-dependent phospholipid binding; cadherin binding involved in cell-cell adhesion.